Messenger RNA from Periophthalmus magnuspinnatus, 618 nucleotides. It is a transcript of the gene dynll1, whose product is annotated as dynein, light chain, LC8-type 1. Gene Ontology annotation, biological process: microtubule-based process; cilium assembly. The record is from RefSeq and is a predicted model, not a curated record. The transcript has 3 exons. NCBI's taxonomy places the organism in Eukaryota, Metazoa, Chordata, Actinopteri, Gobiiformes, Gobiidae. Gene Ontology annotation, cellular component: cytoplasmic dynein complex. Gene Ontology annotation, molecular function: dynein intermediate chain binding; dynein light intermediate chain binding. Bases 130 to 399 code for a protein of 89 amino acids.
CGGCUCCACAGCGGGUUCUUUCCACUACACACCCACAUUACUUUAUGUCAACCACUUCGCGGGAGUUAUCGCUGCUGGAGAAGUCGUUUCAUCAAUUUAUCAAGAGUAACAGACAACGGAAAGGCAACCAUGUCAGAGAGAAAGGCUGUGAUCAAGAAUGCCGACAUGUCUGAGGACAUGCAGCAGGACGCCGUGGAGUGUGCCACCCAGGCCCUGGAGAAAUACAACAUAGAGAAGGACAUCGCUGCUUUCAUCAAGAAGGAGUUUGACAAAAAAUACAACCCAACUUGGCACUGCAUUGUGGGGAGGAACUUCGGCAGCUACGUAACCCAUGAGACCAAGCAUUUUAUUUACUUCUACUUGGGUCAGGUGGCCAUCCUGCUGUUCAAGUCAGGCUGAGGAACCACUUUUCUCACAACAAGCUGACUACAUACAUCAUUGACUGAUUAAACAAGGCACCCAUCAUUCCUUUGGCAAGGGGCCUCUGCCUUUUCUGUGCUUAACUGUUAUUUUCUUUUGGGAGAAACAUGGCCAUGUGAGAGACUUGUAUUUAUUUUUGUCAUUGUUGCGUUAGAACUUGUUUUUUAAUUAAAGCAAAGCUUUUAGGCUGGGCUAAAA